Clonostachys byssicola is the source of this 717-nucleotide messenger RNA. NCBI's taxonomy places the organism in Eukaryota, Fungi, Ascomycota, Sordariomycetes, Hypocreales, Bionectriaceae. The record is from the annotation of a GenBank genome assembly.
AUGGCAGAGGGACAGCUUGCUUAUUAUGGUGGGGCAGAACCAUUCAAAAGCGAUGUAUACUCGGUAAGCGACGGUGCUCCCGGCUUGCAAGCGUUCAACUUAGGGUUGAAUCAUCACGACAUGGUGAUUGUUGUUUUUGGGAAGGGAGGAGAUAGAACUCAAGUGCUGCACCUACAAAAUAUCCGCGAGGAUACGCUUUCUGAGGCCGGGACCGCCAUAAAACAAUUCCUGGACAACUUCGGAUCAUUAGGUGAUGGUGUCUUUGUUCAGAACACCGUCUUCCAAGAUUAUGGUUCGGUCUACGAUGAGCUGGAUAGGAUUGUUCUUGAUAUUGACUUUGGGGUCGAUAACGUGGAGAAGGAUUUAAUCAAUAUAGAAAACGACAGCUCCAACUAUCCGAAGAUAGUCAAUGGCACGACGGCCGGGAAAUACAACCCGGUUUGUGAGUUGUUUGAUGCUUGCAACGAAUUUCGGGACCGGCUCGGUUCAAUCAUGGAGAAAGCAUCUGGUCAAGCUUACCCUGAGAAAUUCGGGGAGAUAUGGAUUACGGGCUCCUACCCACCCCACCAGUGUCUCCUAACUUAUCUUGAAGAGCAGAGCGAAGGUCGGGACCUCAAGUUCUAUUGGGAGACGCAUGGGAACAAUAGCUCCAGUGGACAGCGAACAUUCUAUGACGAUCUAGAGUGGGUGCAAUGCCUAAAGGAAGAGGUAGAAUAG